AUGUCUUCCGACAACGAGGAAGAACUUCUCAAAGAGCUCCAAGCUAUCCAGGACAACUCAAUCGUGGUCGAUCCCACCGCAUAUUUGGCAGUCCCCACACUGCGACGCUACCAAGAUGUUUGGAAGCUCUUUGACCAAUGGCUCGGGACCCUUGUGGAGUCCGGCUCCAACGACCUACUUCCUGGCUCACCCACCACCGCAAGCGAACUUCUCAAUCCUUCCGCCCCUCACAUGCCUUCCAGAGCCUUCGCCUCCUUCCUUGAGUGGUGGGCAUCUUACGCCUCUGCCGCUUUCUACGAACUCCCGCUAGUCAACACUGCCGUCACAAUUAUCGGGCGUCUCUUCCGCUAUCUCGACCUCCACAGGCAGGACAAGCUUCCACGAUUCACCAGGCUUUCAGUGUUCAGGCAUAUUCGGGGUGAUAUGGUCAAAGACAAGUUUCUCUCGCCCCAGGAGCGACACCGCUCCUUUACAUCUCAAGGCGGAAUGAAACAGCUAGCCCAAGCAUUCUUCUCUCCCAACGCGCAACAUUCCUUACGAGCCAGAUGGCAAGGUCUGUUUGUCAUAUCCGUGCUCCGCCUGACAGCACUUCGACCAGGAUCCCUCUUACCCGGCGACCAACAGCCUAUCGAUACCCCGGGCAUGAGGUACCAAGACUUUUUGCUAUGCAUCACACCAGCAGAUGACCCUGACUCGCCUCCCACUCUCGCCCUCCGCCUCACCACCCUUCGCGGCAAAAUAGACGCCUCCCGUGACAAGGAACAUGUCUUGCUCGCGGAAAGCGAAUUGUGGUCCUGCCCCGUCCAUUGGCUCCUAGUCCUGGCCACUUUGGACGACGCCCUCCCCUGUCCCCUGGACCUUCUGCUUCACUCCCGCAACUUUCCCUGUCCACGAGUCUUGCAAUUUGGACGUGGCAACCUCGCGAUAUGUCGAAGUACACGCCAAUCCGCUCGGUCAUCUUGGACCGUUGGCUCGCUUCACAAGGUCAUGACACGCACCUCCUUGGUUGCCGGCUUUCCCUACGCCAUCACACCAUACGCAUUACGCCGGUCAAUGGCCGUACACAUGUUUGCAUCUGGUGUGCCUCUGGCACAAAUUUCAAAAAGGCUGGGCCAAACAUUAUGUCAGGAAGUGCUACGGCGUUACAUUGGGGAAUUCCCGGCCACCGAUAUCACGGCUCAUGUUCAUGAGGCAGCUGAUUCAGACGCCACGAUAGCCAUGGAACAUUUGCUUCUCCACCCAAACAUGCUGUCACCCGCGGCUCGAGCCCCAAUCUCCCUAUCCCCCGAGGGAAUAGAGGCGAUCCAUGACGAUGCUGAGUACGUUGAGGAGCUCGAGAGACACAGAUCUUUGCGACAGGAUCUCCUUCAGGGAAGUGCCUACAAACAAGCCAUUCCUGAGGUGCAAGCACAGAUAAAAACUAGCUGGUCUCGACUUCACGUGGUGUGGGGUCGAAAAAGCAGAGAAAUCUUAAGGCAGGAGCGCUACAACUGGUUCCAAGCCCACGAUCAAGAACGGCUUGUGAUGCUAUCCCAAGCCCCGGACCACCUACAAGACGAAGCUGCCUUGGACCAAAUGCCAGACGUUAUGUCAAGCACUGCGGACAUUGUGGAAUACGACUCGGAAGCGUUCGAAUACGUUCUCCGCACCCAUCGCCUACAAUACGCCUCUGAUUUCGCCAGUCUCGCUCAAGCAAGCUGCCAAGAAGAAACAGAGCUAGACGCGGAUGACAUAGACGCCAUAGAUGACGCAGAGUACCCCCUGGCUCCCACCCCUGCCCACGCUAGCGAACAGCUUCACCCACCUUCAACUUCCGCACAAGCCGAUUCAGACAAAGCACUUGAACCGGACACCAGCAACGAUCUCUAUAGUUUGUCCCAACUCGCAAGUCUUGUCUUCACCGCAGCUCCCUCUCUAGCCACCUCCAUCAAAGCCUUCGCCGCCCAGACCGACCUAACACCUGCUCGCCCCAUAACAACGCUCACACACGGGUUCCGGCCAGGUCAUCUCCCCGGGCCUGAUGGCCUGUGUCCCAGUUGCGGGGCAAACGUAUCAGACACGCCAAUUCUCUCCCGCAUCAGGCACGUCCACACAUGCACCGCCAAGUCUCAAAUGAGCCUCGCUCUUCCUGCCUUGCUAUCCAAAUACCCCUCCAGGCUAAGCAAAAGCCCCCUCAAGUUUUCCACAAAGUCUGUGAACGCUAAACUGGCGAAACCCACACAAGGGGUAUCCCUGCAUGAACUGUCCGAUGCGGUCAAACGUCAAGCCAUCAAGCCUAACGCCACCAUCUCCUGCGAUUUUCCAGAAUGCAACUCCUGUCAGCUCACCACUCUCUCCACCACCCGAGACCAUCUGCUAACACACUCGAUAUGGCUCCCCACAAUUUCGACCAGGGCAAAAUGGAAGCAAGACUUAGCGUCUUACAAUGCUGGUACCUGGGAUAUCGACACCGCCAGAUUCCCCGAGCUGGCCCCAUACUCAAUUGAAGCGUCGCAGUACUUCCCCGACCCUCAGUCGCAUUUUGAAUACUGCUCUCAUCUUUACUCCAAGACCUUUCUGCCCACCACAGCACAGCCCUAUGGCGUCAGGACUGAUAUAGGUGUCCCGGAUGCUGUCAAGUCCCUCGAGAUCGCACCGUCGCACUGUGCGGAUGAAAAGUAUCGCCAGAUCCACGAGACCGGCAAGAAAAUCGUCAAGGUCGGCUACUGUCUUCUUUGCGUACACAACAUAUGUGACCCUUUCGCGGAUCGAAUGACUGAAUUUGCUGGCGAUUUCCGCCACACCAGUGUGCAUUUUGCCUCCUGCGUAUUGUCGAUAUGGGACGCCUACGCUGCUCUGGAAGAAGAAGACGGCCUCAACAAAGACGAUUGCUCCGACGAUGAUACCAGCUCAACAGACGGAAGCGCUGGGCGUUACCCAUUGACGCUGUCCUUCUGCAUGGUUCAGAACCGCUUAGCCUGCCCCGAUACGACAUGCAGAAGGUUCGGCGUUUCUCACAACAAUAUGCUCGACUUCAUUCACCACAUGGCGGCGGUACAUUACAUGGGACUGCAAAGACCUAUCGAUGGUGUCACACAUCGGGCAUGCGAUUUCUAUGACCUGGCUGGGAGAGAUCCUCAGCACCUUUGCGAGAUCUUAAGUGCCAGACUACGAUCGUCGUCUUGGAAGGACGACUGUAGGAUCGGUCGCAUGUACGGCAAAGCCCUGGCACAGGAGCCACCGGCCGAAGAGUGUGAGGAUGCUCCGACCACUGAGAAAGCUUCUGGGAAACGCAAGGCCGGCAAGUCAAAAGCGAAAACGUCCAAGCGAGCUCGUGCGAGCAGGUCGAAAAGGUCUUCGGCUAAAAGCAAAAAGACCAUUGAUGAGGAGGAAGAAGAGGAGGAAGAAGAAGAGGAGGAGAAAGAGCAUGAGGCUGCUGAUGCAGAUCAAGAAGGUACAGAAGAUGCGGGAGAAGGUGGUGAGAGAGACGCGGCAGAUGUGCAGUUGAGAGUGAGAAGGAGAGGCCAGAACACAGGGAGAGCGAGCGAGAGUAUAAGCAUUAGUCAGACUGGUUGCUCGAAGGACGCAUCAUUGUAUCUUCUCACUGCCCUCGUCAGGCCAUUUUCAGACUGUCGGAGGAAAGGAGAUCAAUCCCACUCACAUGUCAUCAUGCUCCAAGCCCUCAUCCGUCUGAAAUGUCGGUCAAAGUCUGCGGCAAGAUGGUCCCAGAGAGCGAUCCAGUCACGAGCACUCGGCAAAGAUGUCUUGUCGACGGAACUUCCAUCACCCUCCUCCAUGCGACAACUGCUUGCGAGCCUUCAUGUCAGACGUCCCAUUUCAAGAGACGGAUGUGGGCUCUUCAUUACGCCGCCAUUGACACCCACCCAGACACGGUAUCACCGUCGGUGCACAGAACCCCUCGUGAAGGCCAUUGACGUGUUCGACUGGCAAUGUCAUAGGUGUAUCCACUGGCUUUACUACUGGCUCACCAUGGCGCAAUGGUGCACGGACCCCCGGUGA
Messenger RNA from Tremella mesenterica DSM 1558, 3999 nucleotides. RefSeq lists its product as uncharacterized. Gene Ontology annotation, molecular function: DNA binding. Gene Ontology annotation, biological process: DNA integration; DNA recombination. The transcript has 8 exons. The record is from RefSeq and is a predicted model, not a curated record. Bases 1 to 3999 code for a protein of 1332 amino acids. NCBI's taxonomy places the organism in Eukaryota, Fungi, Basidiomycota, Tremellomycetes, Tremellales, Tremellaceae.